AAUGUUCUAUUUACUUAUGGAUUGAGUUGACCUUACUAGAUGUAAGUUUGUGAGCGGCAGCCUUGUGUUGAGUUGUGCCAUCCUUCUACCAAUACAUAACAUGGCCAGUCCCAGGACUAGAAAUGUGCUCAAAGACUUGAGGCUCACUCAAGAAAACAAUAGAUGUUUCGACUGUGGUACCUUUUCUCCGCAGUGGGUGAGUGUGUCCUAUGGCAUCUGGAUCUGUCUGGAGUGCAGUGGCAAACACAGGGGACUGGGAGUACACAUCAGCUUCGUCAGAUCUACCACAAUGGAUAAAUGGAAAGACGCUGAGUUGAAUAAAAUGAAAGUGGGAGGCAACGCCAAUUUCAAAUCAUUCCUCAAGACACGCAGUGACGUCACAGACAAAUCUCCCUUCGCAGACAUUUAUGCGAGCAAAUCAGCUGCACUCUAUCGAGAUAAGAUCUCGACCCUAGCUGAAGGUCGCGCCUGGUCUGAAGAGACCUCCCCAGCCCAGAGUUACAUUCCACACAAGCCAGCAGGCUCAGCCGGACUGAAAGUAGUGAACAAGAAUGGAGUGUCUUCUGUGAGACCAGCUGACAGUAAUGUUAAUUUGGACAAAGACAGUCUGGAAGACUUCCUUAGCAGUGACGCCCACUUGAAGAGCAAGGAUGAUUUCUUCACCAGAUUACAGCACGAAAAUGAGAGCAAACGCGAUGACAUUCCCCCUAGCCAAGGUGGCAAGUAUGUGGGGUUCGGAAGUGCCCCUCCGAAGGAACCCCAGAACAGCCAAAUGGAGGGAGUCACUGGAUCACUAUACUCGGGUCUGAGUGCUCUCUCCUCGUCUGCCUACAAGUGGGGCUCAGUGGCCAAAGACAACGCAGUCAAACUGGGCACAGUUGCCAAGAAGGGAGCAGGUCAACUGGGCUCUACGAUGAAUGAGAACAUAAUUAAGCCGACCAGUUCUAAAUACCAAAGUGGCACUCUAUUCACUGACUUGGGAACUGGGGCAGCCUCCCUAGCAUCCAAGGUUCAAGAGACGGGGUUCAAAAUGUGGAGUGACCCAUACGGUCAAGGUCAACAGAGCUCAACGACCCCUUCCUACCAAUCAGCGGGGGACAACUACAACAGUGGAAACACAGGCGACAAUGACAACUCAGCAGGAGAUUUCAGUCAGCACAGUUCCUUUUAUGGCUCGUCUAGUUCCAAUAAGCAGCCGAGAAGCAGUCAGAAUGGAAAUAGUGCGGCGGAUGGUUGGAAUGAUAGUUCCUGGGACGACUGGGGUUCCUCUGGCACCUCGAAUACAUCCUCGAGCAGACCCAAAUCUGGAUCAGCCCGAGGAGGAUCCAGGGACCAAGCGAAGGGACUGGAUGAAGAUCUGGACAACCCCUGGGAUGAGUCAGCAUGGGAUGCAGUCGAGCAGGAGUACCAGAUGAAAAUGAGUCUGAAGUAAAAAAAAAAAAGAAAGGAGAGAAGAAUUUUUGGAUGGAAUGAUAAUUUUAUUUUCAAGUGACGUCAGAAAAAUGCAAGUCAUAUUAUCACUAGAAAUGAAUGUCAGCAGAAACGAUAUUAGAAGUUAAGUGGAAGCAGAUCUUGGAAGAGAUGCCAUCAAAAUGGAAGGACUGUGUAAUUAAUUACUUGAUAUAGUCGCACAGAUUAACUGAAUUGUAUGUUUAGUGGUUUUGUGGCAACUUCAAAAUUCCAGCAAGGAAUGCUAUUGAUUAACAAAAUUAUUCUUGAGGUUAGAGAGAUUUGAAGAUGUUACACAACCAGCUAGAUUUAUAUGAAAGUUGAAUAAUAAUACAACAGAACAGUUCUUUCGGUAAAAUUUUGCGAAGUAUCAGGUUUUUAGGGGCUAAUUAUUAAUUUCAAGGUCAAGGAAUGCAGAUUUGUAUUAGUUAGAGCUCACAACUGUUGUUAACUUCACUUUUUGGUAUUAGUAUGUUUCAUUUGUAAUAUGAUAAUCCUUUUUUCAGACAAAGUAUAAAACAAACUAUACAAAUUCAUUUUGAAAUAUUCGAUAUCACUCAUAAGUUUUUGUGCAAUAAGUAUGAGUAUUCCCGGUUUUUAUCAAUUUGACCGCCCAUUAAUGUAUUGUACGUGUAUAUGAGUUAUACGGGAAUGUCUAUAAAUAUAUUUAAUUUGAAAUCUUAGAGCUUA
Molecule: messenger RNA, 2139 nt
Organism: Symsagittifera roscoffensis
Lineage: Eukaryota; Metazoa; Xenacoelomorpha; Acoela; Convolutidae
Product: ADP-ribosylation factor GTPase-activating protein 1-like
Exons: 10
Coding region: 101-1432 (443 amino acids)
Biological process (GO): regulation of endocytosis; regulation of ARF protein signal transduction
Cellular component (GO): Golgi membrane
Molecular function (GO): GTPase activator activity
Source: RefSeq, a predicted model, not a curated record